Messenger RNA from Parathielavia appendiculata, 2672 nucleotides. RefSeq lists its product as uncharacterized. Bases 495 to 2297 code for a protein of 600 amino acids. NCBI's taxonomy places the organism in Eukaryota, Fungi, Ascomycota, Sordariomycetes, Sordariales, Chaetomiaceae. Gene Ontology annotation, cellular component: MBF transcription complex; SBF transcription complex. The transcript is spliced from 4 exons. The record is from RefSeq and is a predicted model, not a curated record. Gene Ontology annotation, molecular function: DNA binding; transcription regulator activity.
UACUGCCAUCACUACCCUGGCCAUUGACCGCCGCUCCGCCGUCACUUGUCACUUUCGGAGCACCAACUCGAACCCCCAAAGAGCGGUGGAAGAAACAAACGCUUCCAUCCGCCUGCUAGCAGUCGACUCCCUGGGUCCCCAAACAAAGAAGUUGCAUCGAGAACACCGAACAGAAAGGCAGCGCUCGCCGGGGCUGCAAGUCAUUGCAUACCGACCCUCAAGGAAGCAAGAGGACCGGCCGUGGUUCCUUGUCGCAGGUGUACGCCCUUGAAGCUCCCGCCGGCUCGCGAGGGUUGCGCGAAGCUUUGUUGUUUGCGAACUGAAAGGGGUAUCUGGUUGUCUUGCCCUCCAGCUCUCUUGGGCCGCAAGCCCUGCCUGGCUUCUUAACCUGUGUUCUCGCCUCCUCGCCGGUCCUUCCUUUCUUACCCCUCUCUGCUCACGAGCUGCAACUGUAGCGACGAGUACGCGAGACAUCUCCACCAGUUCUCACCGCCAUGGUGUCCGUAGCCGAGCUUCUUAACCCGGAGCCCCCUCGAGCUCCUUUGCCAGCAUCCCGUCCCCAUCCGCCUUCCCCGGCCCAUCAGACCGCCCCCUUCCGGCACGAGCCCUCUCCCGUGAGACCCCAGUCCGAGACGCUCAGGAUGGCUGAGAACAACAGGACUCUUCCGCGAUCAAGAACCAGGGCGGCCAUCUGCUUCCCGCCCUUUGAGAACUUGGAUGAAGCUUCCCUUCGCGAAGUACGCAGGUUCCAGGUCCACCCCUUUGGGUCGAUACGGGAGACUCGUGAGCGGAUUCCAUACAACAGCGGCAAGAAGGACUUCUUCUCCAAGACCGGAAGAGAGGGGUUCGAAGCAUUCCAUUACGACUUCAAGGUUCCCGGCGACGAUAACACAUACACAGUCAUGUGGGACUACAGCGUCGGUCUCGUCCGCAUGACUUCUUUCUUCAAAUGCCGUGGUUAUAGCAAGACCACGCCCGCCAAAAUGCUCAACAUGAACCCGGGCCUCAAGGACAUCACCUAUAGCAUCACAGGUGGCUCCAUCAAGGCUCAAGGCUACUGGAUGCCCUACGCGUGCGCCAGAGCCAUCUGCGCGACCUUCUGUCACAAGAUCGCCGGCGCUCUCAUCCCGCUCUUCGGUCCUCAGUUUCCCUCUGAGUGCAUCCCUGACAAAGCACAUGGCCACGGCCGCAUGAUAAUCAACCCAGAUAUUGUGGCUCAGGCAAAGAGCGAAGCUGCGGCGCUCUUCAGACCAUCCGCCGGUCUCCCCAGCCCGCGGUCUUCCCGCAGCGUCAGCCCCCUGCCGUCUCAGUGCUCAGCACGCAUCCCCGAUCCCCAUGACUACCACUCCGACUACGACCGCCGCCUGCUCCUGAGCCCCUACACCGACACAGACGUCGACUACCGCCCGGCCUCAGAACACUACAGCCGCAGGCCAUAUCCACCGAUGCCGCUGAUGCGAAUCCCCACAUCAAGACCCCACAUCCCGCCAACGGCAGCGCCUACGCCCUUGGACUCACCAGGCUGGACAGCGGUGAACCAGACUCAACACCCUCCUGGUGACCACCACCGCUCCGUCUCGCAUCUCAACGAGGAACUCCUCGGACUGAAUGUGUCGGCGACGGCCAGCCCGUGGCUGUCCGCCAUCCCACGCUCUCCGACUUCAGGCGCAGGCGGAGGCCGCGCCAGAUGGCAGCAACCAUACCCGCCUCGCUCCCACCAUCCUCAUCAUUACAAAUACUCCGUGUCCCCGUUCUCCACCUCGCUCCCGGAGCGGGGCAUAACCCUCCCCCCCAUCCUUCUCAAACGCCGCUUUGACCAGGUCGACGAUGCCCGCGACACAAACAGCGCUGGCGGCGGCGGCGCCGACGAUGACGAUGACCACGAGUACGACGCCGGCGAGAGCCGUGCGGGAAGCGCCGGCAGCGCCAGCCCCCUGUCCGUGACAGCGCCCUCGCCGACGCCGACGCGCCAGGCCGCGUUCAAGUCCAAGCCGAACACUCCCUGCCCGUCUCCUUUGCAUGUCGCUACUGGCGGCGGCGGAGGAGGGCGCCGCGAGUCGGAGCGGAAUGCGGCCAUGAUGCUGAUGCACAUGCGGGCCAGAAGUGAGGACAGCGGCAGCGGCAGCGGCAGGGACUCGGACAAGGAGAGCGGGAACUGCCCUGGAGCUGCCCACGGCGGAACUGCCACGGCUCUGGCUACCCCGUCCAGCUCGACGUCGCCCACCCUGCAGGGCAAGGAUAUUGUCAGUGUCGGCCCGCUUACAAGGGCUAAGAGGCGGAGGACGGUUGAGCGUUAACGGUGUGGUUUACUAUGGCGAGGACGUGAGUGACUGGCGCUGGAUUGGUGCAUGGGUUGGAGUUGCAGGCGUUGCAUUUCGGGUGAAAGGGGGAGCGUUGAUCUCAUGACUUGUGGCCGAGUAGUUCGAUGGCCGGCUGAUGACAACUAGCGUUUCGUAUGGCUGUAGCCAUCUCCUUGUUUUGCUUUGGCGAUCUCUCUAGAACCUUCCUGUCUCUUCACCUUCAUCUCGUCUUUCCUGUGUAUUGGAAUUGGAAUAGGGGUGAAUGUGACUAAGAGACUGAUCAGGCGAUCCUGCAGCUAGGGAACCAACUGUUGAGGCGCUGGGUUGGUGUGCCUUACGUUUGCACUCUGGAAGUCGGUGAAAUGGUGCUGU